CUAAGUUGCUAAAGGAACUGAAGACCCAGCAACUGUUACGAAAGCUGAAGUAGUGAGCUGUCCAGUUUAGAAAACCAGUUCUUCUCCACUUCUCAUGCUCAACAUGCAGAAAGAGCUGAUGUUCAGGAGAGCUAAACAGUGGAGAUGUAAACUCUCAGCUGCUGCUCUGAUGCCAAGCUUGUCUGCCUGUUGCCAUGCUCCCAUCAUGAUGAUCAUGGAGUCACCCCCAGAAACCGCUCCCAAAGCAGGCAGCAGACUGUAACCAUGAAGGCUUUUGGUGCCCUCUGGAGGAAUUUUCAGGCAUUGCAGAAGCCCAGCCAGAAUGGAGAAUAUUUUGUUCAGCUCACUUAAGAAACCCAGUGAAAGCAGAAUCAUAGACACAGCAAAAUGAAAUUGUAAAGAAGCUUUAGGGAGAAAAAGAGAGAGAGAAAGAAGAAAACAAUUGGAAUUGAAAAGGCAAAAAGAGAAGAUGGAGCCCUUAAAGAAGGGAGUAUCCCAAAGGAGGAGAAGAGGACAAAGAUACUCAGAGAGAAAAAGUAAAGGACAGAAGAAGGAGACUGGAGAGACCAGGAUCUUUCCAGCUGAACAAAGUCAGCCGCAAAACAGACUAGCCAGCAGGCUACAAUUGGAGUCAGAGUGCCAAAGACAUGGGCUUGUUAGAGUGCUGUGCUAGAUGUCUGGUAGGGGCCCCAUUUGCUUCCCUGGUGGCCACUGGAUUGUGUUUCUUUGGAGUGGCACUUUUCUGUGGAUGUGGACAUGAAGCUCUCACUGGUACAGAAAAGUUAAUUGAGACCUACUUCUCCAAAAACUACCAGGACUAUGAGUAUCUCAUUAAUGUGAUUCAUGCUUUCCAGUAUGUCAUCUAUGGAACUGCCUCUUUCUUCUUCCUUUAUGGGGCCCUCCUGCUGGCUGAGGGCUUCUACACCACCGGCGCUGUCAGGCAGAUCUUUGGCGACUACAAGACUACCAUCUGCGGCAAGGGCCUGAGCGCAACGUUUGUGGGCAUCACCUAUGCCCUGACUGUUGUAUGGCUCCUGGUGUUUGCCUGCUCUGCUGUGCCUGUGUACAUUUACUUCAAUACCUGGACCACCUGUCAGUCUAUUGCCUUCCCUAGCAAGACCUCUGCCAGUAUAGGCAGUCUCUGCGCUGAUGCCAGAAUGUAUGGUGUUCUCCCAUGGAAUGCUUUCCCUGGCAAGGUUUGUGGCUCCAACCUUCUGUCCAUCUGCAAAACAGCCGAGUUCCAAAUGACCUUCCACCUGUUUAUUGCUGCAUUUGUGGGUGCUGCAGCCACACUAGUUUCCCUGCUCACCUUCAUGAUUGCUGCCACUUACAACUUCGCCGUCCUUAAACUCAUGGGCCGAGGCACCAAGUUCUGAUCUCCUGUAGAAAUUCCCCUUUGUCUAAUAGCGAGGCUCUAACCACACAGCCUACAGUGUUGUGUCUCCUGUCUUAACUCUGCCUUUGCCACUGAUUGGCCCUCUUCUUACUUGAUGAGUAUAACAAGAAAAGAGAGUCUUGCAGUGAUUAAUCUCUCUCUGUGGACUCUCCCUCUUAGUACCUCUUUUAGUCAUUUUGCUCCACAUCUGGCUCCUGCUAGAAAUGGGGAAUGCCUGAAAAGGUGAUUCCCCAGCUGCAAGUAGCAGAAGAAUGAAAGCUCCAAUUGAGUUUGCAAGCAUCUCCUGAAGACCAGGAUGUGCUUCCUUCUCAAAAGGAACUUCCAUUGAGGAAAACAGAGUGGAAAGAAAGAUUUUCAGGUAGAGAGCAGGAAUGUCCUUGGUCUCCUUGCCAUCAGUAGGAGUUAAAUAUAUUGUCUUUGAUGCACAAAACCAAGAACUCACUCUGACCUUCCUAUUUCCACUGAAGACAGAAGAAACUAAAAAGAAUGCUAGCAAAGCAAUAGCAUUUGCCCAACUCUGCCUCCUGCAGCUGGGAGAAGGGGGUCAAAGCAAGGAUCUUUCAGCCUUAGAAAGAGAGCUCUGACACCAGUGGCAAUGGACUAUUUAAGCCCUAACACAGUCAACCUUCCUUCUAGCAUUAGGGAGCGCAGUGUCUGUAUAGACAAAGCAGGGCAGGGGAGGGGGCAUCAUCUGUCCUUACAGCUCAUUAGGAAGAGAAACAGAGUAUUGUCAGGAUCAUCUCACUCCCUUCUCCUUGAUAACAGCUACCAUGACAACCUUGUAGUUUCCAAGGAGCUGAGAAUAGAAGAGAACUAGCUUAUAUGAAAUGAAAUUAUGACCUAAGGAGCAUCAGUUGGUGGGUGCUAAAGGUGUAGCUUGAGAUGGCCCUCGGGUAGAUGCAAGAUACUUAUUUAACUCUUUGGAUAGCAAAUCUUCUCCCACUAUCCUCCAUCAGUUAGUUCUGGCCUCUGGCCUCUGGCAUAAUAUCUUCACAAUGGUGCUCUUUUCCUGGGGUUUUAUUCAUUCACUCAUAGCAGGUGAUUAGAUGAUCUUGAUUAAUUUCAGAAUGAUUCGUGUUCCAUAUUUCCCAAUUGUUUAUCUCUUGUUUGGAAUUGUAUCAAAAAGAUCUGGAGAAUGAUUCUCUGAGCAUAAUUCUUUUUGAAAACAAAAGAGAAAGAAAAACUGGACAGUAAAGCAUCACAAAAAUAUUUGAAAUUAUAUGGUCCCAUGAAAUUAUUGGGAUUUCCCCCCAAGUAUUCUACCAUUUGUAGAACUAGGCUUGGUAAAUUUGACCCUCAAUUUGAAUAACCUGUCCUAUAUUUUCUUUUCUAAUAAAUGACAGAUGAUUUUACUUGCUAAUAAUAUCUCAGCAUUUUGAGACUUGAGGCUUAGCAUAAAGUUUGUUAUCUCUUGGUAUAUAUAGGUCACAUAAUAGAUUAUACCAGCUGUCAGCUGUUCAGUUGGUAAGCUUCCAUAGAGCUCUGAAGACAUGGAGAGGAGAGACAGAAUUUGAAACCUGAAGAACUCCCAGAUUUCAGGCUUAUCCUGUAUUUGUUAACGUUGGGUCCAAAAAAGAAAUAAAGGAAG
Apodemus sylvaticus (European woodmouse) is the source of this 2984-nucleotide messenger RNA. It is a transcript of the gene Plp1, whose product is annotated as proteolipid protein 1. Gene Ontology annotation, biological process: central nervous system myelination; axon development. Gene Ontology annotation, molecular function: structural constituent of myelin sheath. Bases 648 to 1376 code for a protein of 242 amino acids. The transcript is spliced from 11 exons. The record is from RefSeq and is a predicted model, not a curated record. Gene Ontology annotation, cellular component: myelin sheath; plasma membrane. Lineage: Eukaryota; Metazoa; Chordata; Mammalia; Rodentia; Muridae.